Funneliformis mosseae is the source of this 786-nucleotide messenger RNA. The record is from the annotation of a GenBank genome assembly. NCBI's taxonomy places the organism in Eukaryota, Fungi, Glomeromycota, Glomeromycetes, Glomerales, Glomeraceae.
AUGAGUAUCUCAACAAAAAAUUAUGAAAGAUACGAAAAUUUUGGAAUCCAUCCAGAAUCAGAUAAUUUUUGCGGUGCCUAUAAUGGCUUUUCCGCGAAAAGUGAUAAAAAUCAUCAAGUAUCUUAUACUAAUGCGCCAAGCACAACUAAUAAUUACAAACAUCAUUCUACAACCUCUUUUGCAACUGAAUCGACAUCUUACAAUUCACAAUCUAUCGGUCAUAACGCUAAUAAUGAACAACAGAUGAUUUUAGAACAAAAUCUAUCAACAUUUGUUCCCCAACUUAAUAGACCUCCAAUUAAAGCACCUAGCAUGACUAAUUCUAACUCUCUCCAAAUAAAGAUUGAAAUUCCCGGUUAUACAAUGAUUUUAAUUCCCAAAUCUUCCCCAUUGGCAAGUUUAGCUGGUUUAGACGUGCAACAUCAACUUCAACCAAACAAUAAUUAUUCUUCUUAUUCGGUUAUUCCACCACAAUUAAAUCAAAGACAGAAUCAUUCCUUUACAGCAAAUGGAUAUGAAUCUACACCUUCUCUAUUGAAAAAUUUAACCAGUUUAGACGUGCAACAUCAACCAGAUAAUAUUCAUUUGGAUGAUUCUCGUUAUUCGGUUAUUCCACCGCAAUUAAAUCAAGAACAGAGUCAUUCCUUUACAGCAAAUGGAUACGAAUCUACACCUUCUCCAUUUAAAAAUUUAACCAGUUUAGACGUGCAACAUCAACCAGGCAAUGUUCGUUUAGAUGGUUAUUCUUAUUCGGUUAAUCCACCACAACACUAUUUUUCUGGUUAA